Messenger RNA from Nematolebias whitei (Rio pearlfish), 3964 nucleotides. RefSeq names its product tripartite motif containing 23 (gene trim23). Gene Ontology annotation, molecular function: zinc ion binding; GTPase activity; GTP binding. Bases 8 to 1750 code for a protein of 580 amino acids. The transcript has 11 exons. Lineage: Eukaryota; Metazoa; Chordata; Actinopteri; Cyprinodontiformes; Rivulidae. Gene Ontology annotation, biological process: intracellular protein transport; vesicle-mediated transport. The record is from RefSeq and is a predicted model, not a curated record. Gene Ontology annotation, cellular component: lysosomal membrane; cytoplasm; plasma membrane.
UCUGAGAAUGGCCGCUGCAGCAGCAGGAAUAAACAAGCAGGGCGCUGUAGCGACGAUGGAGUCGUCUCUCCGGCACGGGAGGGCAGCUAAUGCAAGCACCGUGAAGGUGCUGGAGUGUGGUGUGUGUGAGGACGUCUUCUCUCUCCAAGGAGACAAGGUCCCCCGCCUUUUGCUCUGCGGUCACACCGUGUGCCACGACUGCCUCACCCGGCUGCCCCUCCAUGGCCGAGCCAUCCGCUGCCCCUUUGACAGACAGGUCACCGAGCUGGGGGACUCUGGUGUUUGGGGUUUGAAGAAGAACUUUGCUCUACUUGAACUCUUGGAGCGGCUCCAGAAUGGAGCCACCAACCAGUCAGGGAUGGCUGAUGAUGCCCUGAAAGGCAUGGGCGAAUGUAUAAUCCGAUGUGACGAGGACGAGAGCCACACGGCAUCCAUGUACUGCACCGUGUGCGCCACCCACUUGUGUGCCGAGUGCUCUCAGCUCACUCACUCCACCCGCACGCUGGCCAAGCACCGCCGGGUUCCUCUGGCUGAUAAACCUCAUGAGAAGAUGCUCUGCCCUCAGCAUCAGGUCCACGCCAUCGAGUUUGUCUGUCUAGAGGAAGCCUGUCAGUCUGGGUCUCUCAUGUGUUGUGUGUGUAAGGAGUAUGGCAAGCACCAAGGACAUAAGCAUGCUCUUCUUGAGACCGAAGCCAAUCAGAUCCGUGCAUCCAUCCUGGACAUGGCACACUGCAUCCGGACCUUCACGGACGAAGUGUCUGAGUACUCGAGGAAGCUUGUGGGCAUCGUGCAACAGAUCGAGGGUGGUGAGCAGAUUGUAGAAGACGGAAUAGGCAUGGCACAUACUGAACACGUCCCUGGCACGGCAGAGAGCGCUCGCUCCUGUGUCCGAGCUUACUUUGCAGACCUCCAUGAGACUUUGUGUAGGCAGGAGGAGAUGGCGCUGAGCGUGGUGGACGCCCACGUCAGGGAGAGGCUGAUCUGGCUGAGGCAGCAGCAGGAGGACAUGACCAUCCUGCUGUCUCAGGUCUCCACUGCCUGCCUGCACUGUGAGAAAACUCUUCAACAGGAUGACUGCAGAGUUGUGCUGGCCAAGCAGGAGAUCAACUGUUUGCUGGAGACUCUUCAGAAGCAGCAGCACCAGUUUACUGAGCUGGCAGAUCACAUUCAGCUGGAUGCUGGCAUCCCCGUCACCUUCACUAAGGACAACAGAGUCCACAUUGGUCCAAAGAUGGAGAUCCGGGUUGUGACUCUCGGGCUCGACGGAGCAGGAAAAACCACCAUCUUGUUCAAGCUCAAACAAGACGAGUUCAUGCAGCCCAUCCCCACCAUCGGUUUCAAUGUGGAGACAGUCGAAUAUAAGAAUUUAAAAUUCACUAUCUGGGAUGUUGGAGGAAAACACAAGCUCAGACCCCUCUGGAAACACUAUUAUCUGAACACUCAAGCGGUGGUGUUUGUGGUCGACAGCUGCCACAGGGACAGACUCAUGGAGGCACACAGCGAGUUGGCCAAACUCCUGACGGAGAAGGAGCUGCGAGAUGCUUUGCUGCUAAUCUUUGCAAACAAGCAGGAUGUUCCCGGCGCCGUGUCCGUGGAGGAGAUGACGGAGCUGCUGAGCCUGCACAAGCUGUGCUGCGGGAGGAGCUGGCACAUUCAGGGCUGCGACGCUCGGAGCGGGAUGGGUCUCCACGAGGGGCUGGACUGGCUCUCCAGACAGCUGGUGGCUGCUGGGGUCCUGGAUGUAGCCUGAAGAUUGCACUUACCCCCUCUGCACAUACUGACCCCCCACCCUAAAGCCCAGCCUCUGAGCUCAGCUCAGCAGCUGUCUAAAACCUUAAAGGAUGCAGUUUAAAGUUUGACUCUCAUCUUUCUUUCUUUGUGCAUCACUGUGGUCAAAGAGAAGGGAGAUGUAAAUACUUCCUGUGAUUACAUCAAACCGUUAAUUAUCUUUAAAUGUGUCCGGUCGACACAAUCAAAUAAAGUCAGACUGGCCUCAUCUAAAAAUACAAACUCACAAAAAGUCAUGUGGUUACUUAUCAUCGCCAAAGGAUUCUUUGUAAAUUUUUAUUUUGUUGCCUUGAAAGUUGAAUUUAUUGAGAUUUUUAAUUUGAUGGUUAAAAAAAAGUUACAAAAUUCAGUUGGGCCAAAAAUUUGCAGAAAAAUAAUUGUCAUAAAGCACAAACAUGAAGAACAGUGUUUAUGUUUAGUCCCUACCAUGAAGUCUCUGUGUCCACUCCUUCAGUUCCAGCUUCAGGUCUGUCUCCAGGACCCAUGUCCAUCUAACGUGGACUCUUUGUCCCCUCAUGUCCAAACGUCUGCAGAUCCUUCAGUUUUGGACGGUUCUGCUCGUCUUUAAAUCAGACCUGAGAUUCUCAGUUGGCCUGUGGUCUGGACCUUCACCUGGUUCUCCUUACCCCAGUGGAGCGGUCUUUACGGUGUGUUCAGGGACAUCAUCCUGCUGGAAGCUGGACCUCCGUCCCAGUCUCAGAUCCCCGAAGACUCCAGUUCCUCUGGAGAACUUCUCUGUAUUUGAACUCCCAUCUUUUCUUUGACUCUGACCAGCUUCCAGUCCUGCUGAUGAACCCCCCCACAGCGUGAUGCUGCCACCGCCAUGCUUCACUGUGGGGAUGGAGUUCUCAGCUUUAUGACAGGCGGUAGGUUUCUCUUGAUGUUUGGGACCAGAUCCCAACCAGUCCAGGUGUUUUUCUUUAAUCAGUGUCUUUUUUUUUCUGUCCACUCCUCCAUGAAGUCCAGCUCUGAGCAGCUUCUAGUCCUGUGGUCAGGUCCUGACCUCUCCCAGCUCCAACACCUUUGACCUGCUGGUUUCUCUGGUUACCUGCUUGGUGAGGUUUGGUGGACGAGCCUCUCAGCAGGUUUGCUGUAGCAGCUUCAUCUUUGUUUCCUAACGAUGGCCUUAAUGAAGCUCUGAGGGGCGUUUCAGAACUGACCUGUGUGGAGAGUUCCUUGGUCUUCAUGAUGCCUCCUGCUUGGCGGCAGCCUGCAGUGCUUGGAGGUGUUGAUUCUGGGGGCUCUCAGAAGAGGUGGAUCUAUAAACUGGAGCUGGUUAAACUCGUUCUGUGGCUUCAGGAGGAGAUGGUUCAGACCACAUGGCUGAAGACUUAUGCACACACCACUCUUCACUUUUAUACAUUUUAAAUGUUUGAAAACGAGCUAUCUGCAUUUGACUUGUAUAUGAAUUAUUUUAGUAGAAUUGUUGCUUUAAAUUGAAUUAAAAAUGAAAUUCCAGGUUGUAAGGUCAUCACGUUCUUCAGACACCUCCUCUCAUUCAUUUAAUCCUAAAUGCUCCUUUAGUGUCCGACGGUGUGGAUUGUAAUUUCUCUCAGUAGUCUGAACUCGAUCCACAGUGCUCCAUGUUGUAUCUUAUAUUUUGGUUGGAUUCAGGAAGCUUCAGAAGUUCCUGAGCAAAGUUGAGGUUAGAAUGAAUCCUUCAGGCGUUGCCUCGUCUUCUAAUGUAAGCUGCAGCUGAUGCUUCUCUAAAUUUUCUGUGCUUGUUUUGUUUUUAGGUGUGUGAACUUAUUUAAUAAUCCCUGCUGGGCCUAAAGGAGGUGCACUGUCGGCAUUUUGCUUUGACCGGAGCGUAGUCUGUUACAGAGUGAUAGUUUACAGACGGGUACGUGACAUUUCUGUGAUUCUAGGCUGAACCGAGGUUGUUUUUAACGUCUGCUUUCUGCCUCCGUUUUGUGGAGCGUCUUGCAUGCAGAAUUCAUAGAGCGCACUUCAUCUGCCGAUUCAUCAAGUUUGCAUCUGGGAGCAAACAAAACGCAAUGUUACCGGAGUCAUGUGAAAGUACUUUGAUGUAUCUGGAGUGCGUCCCCGUGGCACAGCUUUAACCUUCAGUGACGUAAUGUGAAACUUCUGGACAUUAAACCCAACAGUCUGAGGAUCCAUCGUUUGAGUUCGACUUUUAUUCAUUGCUAUGUAAUGUAUACUAUUUGUAUCUAUG